Molecule: messenger RNA, 2739 nt
Organism: Sphaeramia orbicularis (orbiculate cardinalfish)
Lineage: Eukaryota; Metazoa; Chordata; Actinopteri; Kurtiformes; Apogonidae
Gene: ubl3a
Product: ubiquitin-like 3a
Exons: 5
Coding region: 578-931 (117 amino acids)
Molecular function (GO): protein binding
Source: RefSeq, a predicted model, not a curated record
UGGCCGGAGCAGGAUGACAGCUGAACGGGUCGAGAAGGUGGAGCAGCUCAGUCUCUAACAUUAACAACAUUUAACACAAACUCCUGCUUUCCAGAGGAGGACAGACGCGUUUCGGAGUGGGACUCUUCUCGUACCUGUCGGUGGGACUUCCGCUUUUUGCCACCGGACGGUAACCUUGCGGAUAUUUUUUUUUUUCCUUUUUCACCAAGAGAGAAAAAGAUCCUUGUCCGGAUGUGCCAGCAGUGUUGGCUUUUUCGCAUGGCGUAGGCACCUUUUCUAAAGCAGGAUAUUCUUCAUGUUUGGAGGGUCGGCGGAGGCCCUCGGGGUCGACAGCUAACUGCGCAAACAUUAACUGUACUUACUUAUAAAUCCGCAAUUAGUGCGUAAAAUGGUCAGCGAAAUGAUAGUGCAGUAGAAGGAGGAAGCUCUGUAACGCGUCCCGGCUACCUCAGGAGGACAAAGUCACAACAACCACUGUUUGUUUCCAGCUUUAAAGUCCAACAACCACAAGACCAAACAGAGGGAAUAUUUGGGUCUUCAUCUGGUGUGUGUGUGAGGACCGGGAAAAACCUCCACGAUGACGGGCAGCACCCCAGCCGACAUGAUAAACCUGCGGCUCAUUUUAGUCAGCGGGAAGACGAAAGAAUUCCUGUUCUCUCCCAAUGACUCUGCAGCGGACAUCGCCAAACACGUGUACGACAACUGGCCGAUGGACUGGGAGGAAGAGCAGGUCAGCAGUCCUAACAUCCUGAGGCUGAUCUACCAGGGCCGCUUUCUACACGGCAACGUAACACUAGGAGCUCUCAAACUGCCCUUGGGGAAGACCACAGUGAUGCAUUUAGUUGCCAGAGAGACUUUGCCUGAGCCAAAUUCCCAAGGUCAGAGGAACAGAGAGAAGACCGGGGAGAGUAACUGCUGUGUCAUUCUGUAAAUACACACCUCCGCUGUCGGCCCUCCAUCCUUUUCAUCCUUUCUCACCCUCAACGUCCUGGACCUGAUGAGCUUGUCCUCUGUCCUGGAGCCUGUCCACGAUGCGGAUACACAAAAACACACACUUACAUACACACACACACCCUUUUCUUCCUGUGUUUUCCCCCUCUCUGACACACUCAAACAUACAUAGGAAGACUGCAGGCUCAUGCUGAUCCAGGACCCAUAUUUGGGAGCUGAAUAUUGAUUAACAAUAGAGUUGAUUCCUUUGUUGUACUUGAUUCUGUGUCAUAACUGAAAAUUAGAGGAAGGAACUGGAUUUGCAUGUUUUAUUUUUAUUACUUAAUGCACACCUUGUUAAGCCUUCUGCCACACACAUACACACUCAUGCAGUCGACACACACCUUGUCUAGCCAUCCUCAGUCGGUCUGUUAACAGUCAGUUUUUAGCUGGUUGUCAUAGUAAUGCAGUGCCCAAGUUUGUGUGUGGCCUUGUUUUUUUUCAUGCAGACCGCUGAGAAUUUUAACCACUAACAACUCACACACACACACAUACACACACACACACAUAUAUAUAUAUACACAUACACACAGACACACUAUAUGACACCCCGUCUGCACAUCCAACCAUAUGUGCUUGUGUGAUCUCCCUCGGUGCAGCAGACGAAGCUUAGACGUGCCUGAUCAGAGAACUCAAACCAGGACACAUACUGUACAUGGACACACAAACACAAACACACACCUACACACCUGUGUCCUUUUUACUGCCCUCCUCUGCAUGUGCCCUUAAAGUGCACAAUAGAGAAAUUACUCCUCUUUGUCGGAAGGUGUGCUGCUGAGACAGACGCCACCUACUCUUUUCAGUCAUCAUACUUCAGCCAAACAAAGCCUAACAAACAAACAAAUAGACAAACAGCCGUGGACGGUGGUGUCGUUUGGCUCAUUUGUUUGUCCAUGAUAUUUGUGACUGUGUUUUGACAGUCCACGCAUAUUACUGACCAACCAGUGUUGUGAUUUAAUAAAACGACGUUAGUUUCCCUCCCUCCCUGAUGCUCCACUUCUCAGUUUCCUGUAUCCUCUCUCCUCUCAAACAGGAGGAAAGACUGGUUUUUUUAACAGUGUUGUGAAGGAUCUCAGAUACUGUCCAAGCAGGGAAAUUAACUUGGAAUGAUGAUAUUCCUGAUUUGUCUUAAUUCGCUUCUUACUCUCUCCUUAAUUCUCUCUCUGCAUUAAUAAGUCCAUUUUGCACAACAGAAGCAUGUGCUCCAUCAGAUUAUUAAAAAUGUAUAAAACGUUUUAUUUUAUAUUUUUCCAAUGGAAGUAAUGUUCCAAACUAAGGUAACAUGUGUAGAAUAUAUUUAAUAUGAAUCUUAUAUAGAAAAUGAUGACUCUAGAUCUUGUUGAUAUACAGUAUAUUGGUGUUUAGUCUAUGAUUGUGUUUACGGUUAGCUUCUAGCCAGUUCACAGUCACUCGCUGACAAUGUCUUGUGCUUAAGAGCAGCAAAAACCUCCCUAAUCAUCGACAAACUGUAUUUUUGUUUUCUUUCUUUUGUGCUCUUUUAAUAUUGUUUUCAUUUGUUUAUAAAUUAAUGUAAUCCUUCUUUGUGUUUUUUUUUUUUUUUUUGCUUUAAGAGAAUCGCUUUGUAACAGCACUAGGUCUUAAAAGAAUAUUGUUUAUAUUGAUCAGGGUUCAAAUCUGUACAGAGAUAAACAUUUUCAAACCGAUUGUAAAUAGCACUAAUGCUCCCCUUCCCCUUCCAAACUUCAAAAUGGAAUACAUCUGUAAACUAAAUAAAGGUUAUUGAAGUGC